Molecule: messenger RNA, 1861 nt
Organism: Closterium sp. Yama58-4
Lineage: Eukaryota; Viridiplantae; Streptophyta; Zygnematophyceae; Desmidiales; Closteriaceae
Source: the annotation of a GenBank genome assembly
GAAGUGGCGGGCUGGCGGCGGCUGCGAUCGCUUUCGUGAGCGCUUCUCGUCGCACCUCCACGUGGACCUGCUGCAAGACGACGACCCCGCCUCCUGGCCGCCCAACCCCUCACUGCAGCCCCUAUCGUUACCAGAGUGUCCGCGGAUACAGCAGCGGCAUGUGAAUGUGCGCGUGCAGCCGCCAUUCGUGUGGUUUGGGCAGCGCUUUGGCAACCGCCUGGGGCUGGAGGGCACUCACUCGUGCGCGCACUGCGGCCUCACGUGCACUUUCUCCUGGGAGGAGCAGGUGAUGCCUCGCCCUGACGUGCUGCUCUUCGUGCGCCAGUACGGCCCUCUCAAGGAGGCCGAGCAGAGGGAAAUGGAUGCGCUGACCACGCGGCCUCCCCACGAGCGGCCUCUACUCGCCCUGCUGGACCCCGAGGCAGCACCCGAGGGCGCGACAGUGCCGGGGCGGCAGAUCUUCUCCCCGUGGGUGCCCAUGGAGCAGCAGGCGCGGUGGGACGUGGUGGUGGGGUACCACAGGGACAGCGACGUGCAGAUCACCUACGUGGGCAUGAAUGAUGAUGAGGCGCGCAAGGACCUCGUCUCCAACAUCAAACUCGCUGUGAGUGAGGAUGAGCUGUUCUCUAUUGUACUCGCUCUUGAUAAUUAUGAGUACGCCAUUGGUUCUGCACGCCCUUGCAGAUGUGCUAUUGUUCACUCAACACACGCCACUGUCCCCAUCCACACCCCUCCUUGCCAGGGUGUGCUGCUGUACCAUGCGAGGUCGCACUGCUCAGUGCAGUGGAGGGAGGCCAUGGUGAAGGGCGUUCUCCGUGUGGUGCGCCACCACUCGUUCUCCCUUGUCGAUUUGUGUACCCCAUUGUCACCUCCAACCCCUCUUCCCUGUGCCAUGCAGGGAGUGCCGCUAUACAGGGCGGGGUCGCACUGUUCUGUGUGGUGGAGGGAGGCCAUGGUGAAGGACAUCCUGCAUGUGGUGCGCCACCACUCGUUCGGCCACUGCCAGUUCAACAUGCACCGCAUCUCCGAACUCAUUGCUCACCCCACGUGCCGCACCCCCCUGGACAAGUGGACGGCGCGCACACACUGUGUGGAGUCGCGGUACAAGUUUGCCAUUGCGGUGGAGAACAGCGAGAGGGAGAGCUACGCCACUGAAAAGCUCUUCAUCCCCUUCGAUGCCGGCACAGUCCCAGUGUACUUUGGAGCGCCAGACGUGGCACACCUGGCACCGCCCGGGUCGUUCAUUGACGUGCGGGCCUUCCCCAACAAGACUGAAGUGGGGGCGCUAAUCAACCAGCUCGAUGCCAAUGCCACGCAGUACCUGGACUACCACGCGUGGCGCAUCUGCAACAGCAGCGGGAACCUCAAGCACGCCACAGCCCUCUCCAUCCUCACCCUGCCCUGCCGCCUCUGCCUCAAGGCCGCUCUGCUUCUCGCUGACAGACAGGCAGCAGCAUCGCUGGGAGAAGCUUCCCCCAACUCUGCAUCCCCUCCCGCUCCCUCCACACCUCCUCCUGCUGCCUCUCCCCCUCCCUCCUCCCCGCCCAGCAUCCCGUGGCUGCGCCUGCUGAACGCCCUCCCGCUCUCCCUCAUGCGCCCCGACGCCCAUGUCGCCGCCUUCCCCCUGCUCCCACACGCCCCCCCUCUGCCUCACGCGUUCAUGUCAGAGACACCGCUGCUGCCCCACAGGCAGCUGCUGCCAUGGGAGGUGGUGAACGGGUCUGUGGUGGGGCACGGCGAUGGCGCUGUAAGGCGGGUGCGAGGGGGGCGAAUGAUUCGUGACUGCGUGCACUGGUGCCUGCCUGGCGUGCCGCACACCUGGAACCAGCUCAUGUACCUAUGCCGACCUCUUGCAAUCUGA